UUUCUGAGACACCAUGAGGAAGGUUCCUCUCAGAAGAAAUUGAAGAAAAAACCAAGGAAGUGGCCAGAUGGGGAAUUUGAGUCUGUCACAAGGAUAGUGUGCUCCAUAGAUCGGCAGGAGAUGAUGCAGCUUUUUGCCAGGGCAAGGAACAAUGGGACACAGAGAGCCCCAGUGACCCAACACCAGGCUAGCUGCUGGGUACUCAGACGACGAGGAAAAAUAUGUGCAUCACCUGCACCGCCGACUUUGCGAGAUAGCAGAGGAAAAAAGUAACACAUUGAAGUUUGGUCGUUACAUUUCAGGAACUUAACCAAAAUACUACUACUAACCUUGUUGGGGGAAAAAGAUGAAUUUCUUGGCAAGUUUUGUGACAUUUCAGAACCUCCAUGAGGUUCGAAGAUUGUGCCACUGGGGCCCAGUCAUAGCCCUGUCUGUCAUUGCUAUAUGCUCCACCAUGGCAAUUCUGGACUCCAUUAUCUGGUACUGGCCGCUAGACACGACAGGAGGCAGCAUUAACUUCAUCAUGCUCCUCAACUGGACUGUUCUCAUCCUCUACAACUACUUCAAUGCUAUGUUUGUUGGACCUGGAUACAUCCCUCUUGGCUGGAAACCACAGGAGAAUCCACAGGAUAUCCAGUACCUACAGUACUGCAGAGUGUGCCAAGGGUACAAGGCCCCCAGAUCCCACCAUUGUCGCAAGUGUAACAGGUGCGUGAUGAAGAUGGACCACCACUGCCCAUGGAUCAACAACUGCUGCGGCCACCUGAACCAUGCCUACUUCACCAGCUUCUUGCUGCUGGCUCCACUGGGCUGCUCACACGCUGCCAUUAUCUUCAUCAUGACCAUGUACACGCAGCUGUAUGAGAGGAUAUCAUUUGGCUGGAGCACUGUGAAGAUUGAUAUGAGUGCUGUGCGUCAGUUCCAGCCCCUCAUGCCAUUCAGUGUGCCAGCCUUUGCUGCCACACUCUUUGCCUUAGGCUUGGCACUUGGCACCACUAUUGCAGUUGGUAUGCUUUUCGUCAUACAGAUGAAAGUCAUCCUUAGAAAUAAGACCUCGAUUGAGUCCUGGAUCGAGGAAAAGGCCAAAGACAGAAUACAGCACUACCAAACAGGGGAGGAAUUUAUCUUCCCUUACGACCUCGGCACCCGCUGGCUGAACUUCAAGCAAGUUUUCACGUGGUCAGGGACGCCCAAGGGUGAUGGCAUCGAAUGGCCAGUCCAUCCCAAGUGUCACCAGCACACCUUAACUAUUGAGCAACUGAAGCAGAAAGCAGAUAAACGAGUGAGAAGUCAGGUCCAGUACCGGGCAGUGGAGGACUAUAACGGAGCUUGCUGCCCUCUGAGCAAAGGUCUCCAAACCUUUUUCAGAACCCCCUGCACUGAGGAGCCCAGGAUCCCCCUCAACAAGGGGGACACCAUCCUGGCCACUCGUGGCACCAAAUGGUGGAUGUAUGGAGACAAAGUUUUGAAUGAGGAAGAUAUGAAAGCAGGAGAGCGUGUAAGAGGAUGGUUUCCAAGGCGAUGUGUGGAGAAGUGCCAUUAUGACACAGCUGCCAGCGAUAGCACCAGCGAUAAGAAAGUAAAUUAAUAUAUUUGAACAGGCUUUAUGUAGAGCUGGGGAGUUAAACUGAACAAAAGGUGUGUGUCCGUGUUCAUAAAUCCACUGAAGAUGUCAUGCCUGAUGCUGCAGGCUCAUCAUCCAGAAUUUUUGAUUACAAUUUUCCUCACAUUUUAGUACCAACUUGAAUUUUUUAAAGGCAACAGUUCACCAAGUCUUAAUGUUCACCUCCCUGUCAAGCUACGUCUUGAAAGAGGACAACAGAGUUCACGAGAGGGACCGGAGCCGUGGGUUCAGUUUGACUCCUCUGAACAAAAGUGAAACCCAGCAAGAGUCUUAAUUUUCCAAUAUUGCCACCAGGCUUUAAUGUGACUUCAUUGUGAUUACAUGACUUUUUACUUGAAUCUGUUGUUUUUACUUGUGUUGAUGUCUGUUUUUUGCUAAUUAUGCAAUGCCUCUGCCAAGCUAACCCCGGGACUUCGUCAUGCAACUCUUUCUACAGUAUGGAGAUAACACUUAAUUUCUUUUUA
Messenger RNA from Plectropomus leopardus (leopard coralgrouper), 2088 nucleotides. RefSeq names its product zDHHC palmitoyltransferase 6 (gene zdhhc6). Gene Ontology annotation, molecular function: protein binding; palmitoyltransferase activity. The record is from RefSeq and is a predicted model, not a curated record. Lineage: Eukaryota; Metazoa; Chordata; Actinopteri; Perciformes; Serranidae.